Diabrotica virgifera virgifera (western corn rootworm) is the source of this 1754-nucleotide messenger RNA. Its product is annotated as programmed cell death protein 7. The record is from RefSeq and is a predicted model, not a curated record. The coding region runs from base 105 to 1226 and encodes 373 amino acids. Lineage: Eukaryota; Metazoa; Arthropoda; Insecta; Coleoptera; Chrysomelidae. The transcript is spliced from 5 exons.
AAAGCGCAAUUGCCCAAAUCAGCUGAAGUGCAUAUGUGUUAAAAGUUACAGAUAUCUAUUUUUUUAUGUAUAGUUCUAGUUAUUAAAGACUUAAUUUUUUCAUAAUGAAUUUUUUAAAAUAUCAGAACAUUUCUAACCGUAGUGUUAAUAUUGAAGUGCCUGUUACUACAGAUCCAAGGACUAAUAUUUUACAGAGUCUCUAUAAUCAGUCGAAUGAUGAGUUGUGGAUAGAAUCGUGGCUACAGCAAAAUAAUGUAUAUCAUCCCAUUCCCAAAAUUAAAAUUAAUAAAGCGUCAAAUGUAAUAGGUAUCCACGAAGCCCAAAACUCACUGAAAGAAUGCUUAAAAUUACUCGAAAAACUUAACAAAACACACAAAGACCUAGAAAGCCAAGUAGAUAGAAUGCCAUCUACAGAGUGGAAGCAAAAAACCGUUGAAAUCGGUACUAUCAAAGAUCAGUUUACAAGAAUCAUUUCUAAAUUCGAGUGCGGAGACGCCAUAUUCCGUUUGAAGAAAAGCAUCGACAAACGAAAGAAAAAGAGAGCGAAUCACAAGAAGAAGAAAGAAUUUAGAAGGCAGCAGAUGGACGAAAAGUUUCAAGCAAGGGAGAAACUUCAUAAAAGUAUCGACCAAUGGUUAGCUAAUAAGAAAGAAGACGAAGAAAAACUCAAAAUGGCAGAAGCUAUGCAAAAGGACGCUGACUGUGUAUUGUCGGAAGUAACAAAGAAAAAAUCCGAUGCUAGAAAACAAAUGGCACUUAUUGGCUCCCUAGCAAAAUUGAGGUUUAUUAGACAUCAUAUGGCGGUACAAAGGGGCGAGAAACUUUCUUUAGAAGAUCAGAAUGCAUUCAACAUAACUGUUUUAAAGUUAAAGAAUAUGUGGGAGUCAUCUCUUCAAGUGUAUGGCAAGGAAGAGCAAGGUUUAAGACUGAUGUUGGAAAAGAAUGCUACUGAAGAUACAAAAACGGCAAAAUUAUCUAAAAAACGAAGACUGUUGGAUGAAUGGCAUACAGUGUUUUUUGGACCUAAACAGUUGAUACCUCAAGAUCAUGAGACUUAUUGGGCUUUGACUGCCGCUGAAAGGGACACGGAAACGUUUAUUGCUAUAAGGAAAAGUUGGGACACAUUCCUAGUAUCUCCCACCAAUGAGAUGGGUUCGAAAAUUCCAGUUGGUUGGGUUUUACCAGAACCAAAUGAAGGUUGGGCGAAAUAUUUGUCAAAUACUUGAUCUGCAUUUAGAAUUAACCAAUAUUAGACAGCUUGUUUGCUUUUUUUUAUAAUUUAUUAAAAUAAAUAUGAUAGACCUGGAUCCCGCAUACAAAAAAAUUGAUUAAUAGCAAGCUGAAAAUUUGUUAAUAGCUUAACGGUGUCUAGUCGGACAAACUUUGAUGUAUGGGAACACUGGAACAGGGGAAAUUUUAAUUGUGGAACAGGUUAAAAACCUCCAAUCAAAGAACACGUCAAAUGACAGGAAUCAUGUUGGUUAGUAAUAGCAGUCUGAUUUUUGCAUGAGAGUUUAAUGAAAGGGUAACAAAUCAAUUGGAUGUUCUGUCCGAUAAAAUACAUGGGACGUUUUCUUAAUCUGACAUUCCAAAUUCUUAAACUGUUCCACAAUUAAAACAUCCCCUGUUCCAGUGCUCCCGUGUAUCAAAGUUUGUCCGACUAGACACCGUUAAGCUAUUAACAAAUUUUCAGCUUGCUAUUAUUCAACUUUUUUUUUUGGAACGCGAGAUCCAGGCCUAUGAGUCUCAUUUAA